AUGCCUUCCUUCACGCAGACUUUUACCCUGCUGACCACCCUUGGCGCUGCCGCCGUUUCCGGCGGUCCGGUGGCCAAGCGCGAAACACCCUCCAAGAGCGGGCCGCUGUCCGUCUACAACACCCGCCUCAAGUAUGGGCUUCCCAUCCCACCAGAGCUGGCGGUCACGGUCAAGCGCGCCGGCAUCGACGCCUCCGCGGUGGACAAGAGGCAACUGCUGGACGAGCUGCAGAACCAAGUGCCGCCGCAGGCGCAAGCACAACGGAUACAGAACGGAAGCGUGUCGGCGUUCCCCACGCGGAACAACACGGAGUGGGUGAGCAAGAUCACGAUCGGCACCCCGCCCCAGACCCUGACCGUGCAGCUCGACACGGGCUCGUCCGAGCUCUGGGUGUUUGCCAACUCGGCCGCCAAGGCCGCCGGCCACGCCGUCUACAGCCCCUCGGGCAGCUCCAGCGCGUCCCUCAUCCCCAACCUGGCCUGGAACAACAGCUACGCCUCGGGCGACGGCGCGUCCGGCAACGCCGUGUACAACGACGUCGUGCGCGUCGGCGACGUCGUGGCCCAGUCCAUGGCCGUGCUCCCCGCCACCACCGCCUCCGACUCGCUCGUGCAGUCGCCCUACGACGGCAUCCUGGGCCUCAGCCUCGCCAACUACACCGCGACGCUGCCCGCCGACGCCCAGGGCCCGCCCGCCGCUCUGCCCCAGGCCAGCGGGCCGCCCAACUUCUUCACCACGGUCAAGUCCUCGCUCACGGCGCCGCUCUUUGGCGUCGACCUGAGGCAGGACGAGGAGAGCUUCUUCGACUUUGGCAUCGUGCCCAUGAGCCGCUGCCGCGGCGAGGUCGGCUGGGCGCCCGUGCUCCGCUACCUGGCCAACGGCCACGACUUCGCCCGCUGGAACAUGACGGCCUCGGGCUACGCGGUCGGCAACGUCACGGCCGCCGACCUGAAGCCGGCUUACAUGACCGGCGUCGUCGACACCGGCACCACGCUCAUGUACCUCGACAAGCCCAUCGUGGACGACUACUACAGCCACGUGCCCGGCUCCCGGUACGACAACGCCUCUGCCGGCUGGGUCUUCCCCUGCGCGCAGGCCCAGCCGCUGCCCGACUUUUCGUUCGGCGUCGGGGAUGCCGACCACGUCGCCGUCAUCACCGUCCCGGGCAAGUACCUCAACUGGGCCGUCAACGACGUGGCCAAGAAUGAGUGCUUCGGCGGCCUCCAGGAGGCGUUUGACUACGAAGGCGGCAAGCUUUCCCUGUUUGGCGCCGUGGCGAUGAAGUCGGCCUACGUCAUCUUUGAGGACAACCGCCCGGCCUCGGACCCGAGGAUCGGUUGGGCUCCCAAGGAUCUUAAGCUCUAA
Molecule: messenger RNA, 1365 nt
Organism: Pyricularia oryzae 70-15
Lineage: Eukaryota; Fungi; Ascomycota; Sordariomycetes; Magnaporthales; Pyriculariaceae
Product: endothiapepsin
Exons: 1
Coding region: 1-1365 (454 amino acids)
Biological process (GO): proteolysis
Molecular function (GO): aspartic-type endopeptidase activity
Source: RefSeq, a predicted model, not a curated record